AAAUUGAAUGCAAACUUCCGCAAAGAAGAAGAAGAAGAAGAAGUUGCUUCGGUACCUUGCUCUUCACAAGUUUUAGCUGUGUUCAAUUUGAAGAAAUAAUAUAUAUUUAUAACGCUUUUGGCCGCCGACACAGUUUUACUACUUGCCUUUUGCACAGUUUUUGUGUUUUUGACUCGGGCUGAGCCUCUUUAUUCAACGUCUUUGCGAUCUCGUCUGGCACAACACGAUGAUCACAAGGAGAAGAAGCCGUGCCAUGGAGGUGCCGUCGGUAGACGUUGAGGAGGUGGACGUAAUGGAAAAUGUUCACAAUCUCCCCAGCCCUUCUGAUCCGCUUGCUGCUGAUGACACCGAUCCUUCAGGAAUCGAGCUAGACGACCUGUUCGAAGAUUUGAAAUGGACUCUAGAAAAAGAUUCUUCCUCUCUACUCUUUGGCGUCGAUCUUGCCGAUCUAGAAGCACACAGCGACAUAAACCAAAACUCGGGGUUUGACGCUUCGUCCCGCUCGUCUCCAGACAUAACGUCUUCUGGCUCCAGGAUGAAAAACCGACAAAACCAGUCGAACCACGUCAUCAACAAAAACGCCAUCGCUGCCAGAUUGAACCGUCUCAAGAAGAAGGAGCACGUCAACACCCUGGAGAAGCAGGUUGGCGUUCUGUCAACGGAGAACGCCGUGCUCAAACAAGAGAACUGUCAGUUGACUAAACGGGUGGAAGAAUUGGAGGAUGAAACCAGGUAUCUGAGAGCUGUGCUGGCCAAUGAGAGCAUGUUAGCCCAGCUCUUGUCCAGACUGAGCGGUGUGAAUGGGAUGAAAUUAUCUUCCUCGCUUUUCCAGGGGCCUCGCUCCAACGAGCACGAUUAUGCGUUGCCCAGGAAGCGGGUGAAGGUGGAGGAGAAGGAGACGUCUGGCGGCGUGUGCCUGCAUGUAGACAAGAACCACGUCUCAGUGGAAUUCUGCCCAAAGUGUGCAGAGAGCGCGAGCACGUCGCUCAAAAUGUAGGGUCAAGUACUUCUGUUUUCUCAUAUUGAGACUAAACCGUAUGUGACUCUGUACUGAACCUUAUCAGGAUGGAUGAACACCGAGUUAAUUAGAGCUGCCUAAGAACCGCAGAAUGUGCAUGUGAUUUAUGUUUUUGGUGGGAUAAGUAAACGUUACUGCUAAACCUUGUUGACAGUUUCUUCUAGGUAAUGGUUGCUCCGCCAUGGGGGAUGAGUGGCUUUCUGAACUCCUUUUCCUGCUUGACGCCCUGUUCUGCUGAUGGGAGGUGACGAAGCUGGACACGCAGCUGCAACGUGGCCUGGUAUUUUUUUAAAGGUAGUAUCGGUAACAAAUGGUACAUGUAAUCUAAUUUUUACCCACAUUCUGCAUCACCUGUAGCUGUUGGUCGUAUCAGCAAAGCUCCUUCAGCAGCCGGAGCAAUUUGUAUAUUGUUUGUAUAUUGAAAUGUACAUUUAAAAAAAAAAACUGAUCACAGUUAAUUUUUUAAAUCACAUCUAAUAAACUGUAAAUGUUUAAUUUUGAAUAUAUUUUCUUUUGAAGUAAAUGCUCUGAGAAAUGUUGGACAAAUAAAUCCCAUUCUCUGUGUGUGAAAUACUAAAUAUCUGCUGAGUCUUGUUGUGUACUGUUGAUAUUAAUGCAUCUCUUUUUUCUUUCUAAACAGCAAGCUCUGCCGAUAAAGGUCUUAACUUUUCCUGAACAUUGGGUCAAGUCUGGUAAUGGUUGUCAGAACAGAUGACAGUCCCCAUUGGAUGGAAUUAUAAAGCAUAGAAAGAUUCAUGUCAUUUAUCUGCCCAACUACAGUGCAUCCAGAAGGUUUUCCCAGCACUUCACUUUUUCCACAUUUUGUGUUCCAGCCUUAUUAAAACAACCUUUCCUCAAAAUUUGACACACAAACUCCCCAUGAGGGCAGCAAUGUGAGAAAAAGUUUGAGAUUUUUGCUAAAUUCUUAAAACUUGAAAACCAAGAAAUCACAUUUACAUAAGUAUUUUACAGUCUUCUUCCAUUGGCUGACGAUGGAGGCGGAGUUCAUCGGUCCUUCAGAGCACCAGGAGUGUUUCUGGAUCCUUCUUCAGAUUUCUGCCUCAAGACCAUCCUGUCUCUGAGGUCUACAGACGAUUCCUUUGAUUUCAUGUUUGGUGUUUGCACUGUUCACCGUAGGACCAAAUACAGACAGGUGUGUGCCUUUCCACAUCAAGUCCAAUCAUCUGAAUUUACCACAGGUGGACUCCUUUUAAGUUGUAGAAACAUUUCAUGGAUGAUCAGUAAAAUCCCAAAAAGUUUUUCCAUGUUGUCAUAAUUUGGUGUCUGUUUUUAGAAUUUUGAGGGAAGAUUAAUUUAAAGGUAGCGUAUAAUGUAAAAUACCUUUUUUUUUUUUUUUUUUUAGCUUUACAUCAUGUUAUGUUAUUCCCUCAUCAAAGACACUCCUUGGAGUGUAGCUUUGAAUUUGUCAUACAUGUUUGAGAAAUUGUAAAAUCUCCCCCAACAUUUGGGUGUCCAGAUUACGAGUUUUUGUAAUCAUCUUACAUUCUCACUAAUGAAGUCCAACCAUUUCAGCUUGCUGAGAAAAAAAGGCAUGAUUUUGCUUCACUUGGUUCAGUCAGUUAACUUAUUGUGGACAUAAUGGAAUAAUGAAAUAAGUAAAAAAGGUGCUACAUAUUUCCAUAAAGCUUCCACCUGACGGAGCACCCCUCACCUGCGGUUCCCCCACCUGGCUCCUUCUGACUAGCAGCAGCAGCUGUUGGCCAACACCUGCUGAGCUCACAAGAACUACUUAGUCCAACACUUUUAGGAGCGGUUGUACAUGGCAGCAUGGAGGAACAGUUUUGUGGUGAUGUGCUGGAAAGAAGAGGAGCUUCUUAAAGAAACGGACCAAUUUUAAAGUGUCAAAUGUAUUUAAUGUUUCACAUGUACAGCAGUUUUAUAACUGAAGUUACAGUUAUCAGUGCUGUUUUAUAGCACAAUGUGCUUGGAAACGACAUAAUGCCACCCUGGCAAUGUGGAAAAAGUGAAGAACUGUAAAUAUUUCUGAAUGUACUGUAUUUUAGCUCAUUCAGCUGUAAGUGCUUUAGUAUUCAUUUUGUUUCCUGGGAGAGUGGAACAGAAAAGUAAUCAGUUACUGCCACCUAUUGGUAUAUUGGUUACACUUCAGAUGUUCCCUGUUGUGUUUAAAGCAUUCAGUGGUUUAACAAAUCCCCUGGUCUAUGCUCCCACCUCAGUGACUGUUAAUGCAAGGCAAGUACAUGAGUUUUUGACAUUCAGCAACAUUGUACUUUACAUUAUGGAGGCAUAAAACCUUAUAUUGUAGGAGUAAAUAAAUGAAAGUAAUAAAAAGUUGUAAUACAGACUAAAAUUACAGAUGAUCCACUUUUUUAUUAAUCAAAACAGGUGGGGUUUUAGCCUUCAUUUAGGGAACUCAGUGUUUCAGCAUCUUUGCAGUUUUCUGGAACAUUUCUAGAUUAGAGCAUAAAAACUGAAUGCUGCUUCUCAGUGUUUUGUUCCCAUUCUGGGAGGUAAAGACUGAUUAGUUCACUUCCAUUAUGGGUGAGGAUAUUUUUAUCAGGGUUUGGUGGAAUUUAGCAUAUAUUAAACUUAAGAUGCUUUCAUUUAGUCAGUUUAGUUAACGUCAUUGUUCCAAACACUCUGGAGCAAGACUCAAAUCAUUUUACAGUCUCACUAAUGAAGGCAAAUCAUUUCAGUUUACUGAGAAGAAAAACAGGAUUUUUGCUUCACUUGGCUCCGUCAGUUAACCUAUUGAGUAAAAAAAUGGGCUUUUAUUUUGUACUGAGUAAUGUACUGCCCUCGAUUGUUGUUGCUUGUUCAAUGCUUCAGACACGUGAAGUAUUGACAAUUUGUAUGGUAUGUCCGUAUUGUGAAACUGAUUGAAGUCUUGUUUUUACACAGUGCAGGUACUGAAUCUUAGCUCAGCAUAAUAAAGGUUGUCAGAUGCGACUACAUCUGCCAGACGUGUAGAUGUAGUCGCAGGCGGACCGUGGUCUGACCAGGAGGCGGUCCUGGUCAGAAUGGACAAGACCAGCAUAUGGCGCCUCUGGAUGUGAGGUUUAAAUAAGGCUUCUUUUCCAUAGUGAUUAGAACUUUGUCAAAUUUGACAGUUUCUCAAUGAGGAAUGAGAACACAUACAUAUUUUUUUUAUUAACUCCUUCCAAUGAAAUAAAAUCAUUCUAUGAA
Xiphophorus hellerii (green swordtail) is the source of this 4183-nucleotide messenger RNA. RefSeq names its product CREB/ATF bZIP transcription factor (gene crebzf). The coding region runs from base 227 to 997 and encodes 256 amino acids. The transcript has 3 exons. Lineage: Eukaryota; Metazoa; Chordata; Actinopteri; Cyprinodontiformes; Poeciliidae. Gene Ontology annotation, biological process: regulation of DNA-templated transcription. Gene Ontology annotation, molecular function: DNA-binding transcription factor activity. The record is from RefSeq and is a predicted model, not a curated record.